AUGGCGGCCGGGGCUCGGGCCCCGCUGGCCCCGCGGCCAAGGCUGACCCCGCGCCCGCCGUGCCCACCGGGGCCCCCGCGGCCAAGGCUGGCACCGCGCCCAGCGCUGCCACCGCUGGCCCUGGCACUGGCCCUGCUGGCGCUGCCGGUGUCGGCGGGGUCGCCGCCCGGCCCCGGGGAGCAGCUGGCGGCGGCGGCGCCGCGCUGGGGCUGGCGGAACGUGUCGUGCCCGGCCUGCCGGGUGCUCUUCGGGGCGCUGGACCUGGCGCUGCAGCUGGAGCCCAACGUGGCCCGUGUGGGGCGCGUGGCAUCGCGGCUGUGCCAGGAGCUGCGGCUGGCGCGGCCGCCCGUGUGCCGCCAGGCCGUGCAGCUCUUCCAGGGCGACGUGGUGGCCGCCUGGGCCCGCUCCGUGCUGCGCCCGCCCGAGGCCUGCGGGCUCCUGCUGGGCCCCCGCUGCGGCCACUGGGACAUCCUGGGCGACUGGAACCUGUCGCUGCCCGCCGCGCCCAAGCCGCCGGUGCGGCCCCCUGCGCCGCCGCCGCCCGGAGCGCCCACGGCCCGCAUCCUGUUCCUCACGGACCUGCACUGGGACCGGCAGUACGUGCCGGGCAGCGCCGCCGCCUGCCCCGACCCGCUGUGCUGCCGCGGGGCGCCCGCCCAGGGCCCGGGGGCCGCGGGCUUCUGGGGCACCUACGGCAAGUGCGACCUUCCCCUGCACACCAUCGACGCGCUGCUGGCCCAGCUGCCCAACGGCACCGGCACCGGCGGCUUCGCGGCGGCCUACUGGACCGGGGACAUCCCGGCGCACGACGUGUGGCAGCAGAGCCGCGGGGACCAGCUGCGGGCGCUGCGCACGGUGACGGCGCUGCUGCGCGCCCGCCUCGGCCCGCUGCGCGUCUUCCCCGCCGUGGGCAACCACGAGGCCACGCCGGUGAACGCCUUCCCGCCGCCCUACGUACGCGGCAACCGCUCCGCUGCCUGGCUCUACGAUGCCAUGGCCGAGGCCUGGCAGCCCUGGCUGCCCCCCGCCGCCCUGCGCACCCUGCGGGCUGGCGGGUUCUACACGGCACAGGUCUGGCCUGGGCUGCGCGUCGUCUCCCUCAACAUGAACUUCUGCUCCCAGGCCAACUUCUGGCUUCUCAUCAACGCCACUGACCCCGCAGGGCAGCUCCAGUGGCUCAUGGGGGUCCUGGCAGAUGCUGAGCGUGAUGGGGAGAAGGUGCACAUCAUCGGGCACAUCCCGCCAGCCCACUGUCUGCGCAGCUGGAGCUGGAACUACUACCGCAUCGUCAGCAGGUUUGAGGGCACCAUCGCGGCUCAGUUCUUUGGGCACACGCACCUGGACGAGUUUGAGCUGUUCUACGAUGAGGAGACGCUGUCACGUCCUGUGUCCAUCGCCUUCGUCGCACCGAGUGUCACCACCUACAUCAACCUCAACCCCGGGUACCGCGUGUACGAGGUGGCCGCCUCCUACCCCGGGAGCUCCCACGCGGUGCUGGACCACGAGACCUUCAUCCUCAACCUGACGGAGGCCAACGCGGCGCCCCCGGGCACGGCCCCGCGCUGGCGGCGGCUCUACGGCGCCCGCGAGGCCUACGGGCUGCCCGCCACCUUCCCGGCCGACUGGGACCGGCUGGUGCGGCGCAUGCAGGACGACGAGCCGCUCUUCCAGCUCUUCUGGUUCCACCUGCACAAGGGGCACCCGCCCCGCGAGCCCUGCGGCGCGCCCUGCAAGGCCGCCCUGCUCUGCGCCCUGCGCUCCGGCCGCGCCGCCGACCCCGCGCUCUGCCGGCCCCUGCGCCCCGCGCUGCCCUUCCCGCACAUCCAGCAGCUCUGGCUGCAGCGGCGCCUCUGCUGAGCCUCGGCCGCAGGGGCACGGCUGGGACACGGGGACACCCAGAGCCCCUGGGACGUGGUGACACUGGGAAACCCUGGGACGCGGGGACACCGGGAGCCCCUGGGACAUGGUGACCCUAGGAGCUCCUGGGAGAUGGGGACACCGGGAGCCCCUGGGAUGUGGUCACUCCAAGAGCCCUUGGGACAUGGUCACACUGGGAGCUCCCAGCACAUGGUUACACCAGGAGCUCUUGAGAUGUGGUGACAGCCCGGGACACGGUGCGUGGUGACACUGGCAGCAGGGUCAGCAGUGGUCUCACUGGAGGCAGGGCAGGGACACGGUCACACAGGGAGCAGGGCUGUAUCCAGCACAGGUCACAGCAGGAGCGGGAUCGGUACGAGGUCACUGGGAUUGGCACGUGGUCCCCAUGUCCCACCAGUUACACAAUAAAGGCACAAUGGACACCA
Melospiza melodia melodia is the source of this 2303-nucleotide messenger RNA. RefSeq names its product sphingomyelin phosphodiesterase 1 (gene SMPD1). Lineage: Eukaryota; Metazoa; Chordata; Aves; Passeriformes; Passerellidae. Gene Ontology annotation, biological process: ceramide biosynthetic process; sphingomyelin catabolic process. The transcript is spliced from 6 exons. The record is from RefSeq and is a predicted model, not a curated record. The coding region runs from base 1 to 1857 and encodes 618 amino acids. Gene Ontology annotation, cellular component: lysosome. Gene Ontology annotation, molecular function: acid sphingomyelin phosphodiesterase activity.